Molecule: messenger RNA, 2149 nt
Organism: Manis pentadactyla (Chinese pangolin)
Lineage: Eukaryota; Metazoa; Chordata; Mammalia; Pholidota; Manidae
Gene: HPN
Product: hepsin
Exons: 13
Coding region: 551-1843 (430 amino acids)
Biological process (GO): regulation of cell shape; proteolysis; negative regulation of epithelial to mesenchymal transition
Cellular component (GO): membrane
Molecular function (GO): serine-type exopeptidase activity; serine-type endopeptidase activity
Source: RefSeq, a predicted model, not a curated record
GGCAGGAGAGGAGGCUGGGGGCAGGGUGGGCUUGGGGCAGCUGGGGCCCCCGUCUGGUUUCCUCUAAUUCGUGUCCCUAUCCUUUAGUCCUUGUAAGCAGCCCCCAGCCUGCUCUGUCUCCCCAAACCUCUGGCCCUCAGGACAAGUCUGUCCCUACUCCCACUUCCCCUCAGACUGGCACACCUGGGCCCCCUCCAGGCUGGCAGCAGGCAGGUUGCUGGGCCUCCUGGUCCAGCCCCUGCACACCCUGCCCCACCAGCCCGGUGGCCUCCAGCGCUGCCAAUCGCUUGGCCCUGCCCCUCUCCGCCCCUUCCCCCGCCUCUUGCCCAGCCCCCUCCUCCUCAGGUGAGGCCUCCAGGCCGAGCAGGCCCCACGCUGCUGCCUCUGCCUCCCGGCCGCCCGCUGUUGCGGGGCCACCAUGCUCCUGCCCAGGCCUGGAGACUGACCCUAAACCGGCACCAGCUCUCGGCUCCACCCCCGCUUGCGGGACUCCAGGAUCCCACCCCGGCCCAGGAGGUCAGCCGGGGAAUCAUUAACAAGAGGCUGUGACAUGGCGGAGAAGGAGGGUGGCCAGGCUGUGCCAUGCUACUCCGGACCCAAGGUGGCAGCUCUCACUGUGGGGACCCUGCUGCUCCUGACAGGCAUUGGGGCAGCAUCCUGGGCCAUUGUGAUGGUUCUACUCAGAAGUGAUCAGGAGCCGCUGUAUCCAGUGCAGGUCAGCCCAGCAGACACUCGGCUCACCGUGUUUGAUGAGAGGGAGGGGACGUGGCGGCUGCUGUGCUCCUCGCGCUCCAACGCCAGGGUGGCGGGACUCAGCUGUGAGGAGAUGGGCUUCCUCAGGGCGCUGGUCCACUCGGAGCUGGACGUGCGGACAGCGGGCGCCAACGGCACGUCGGGCUUCUUCUGCGUGGACGAGGGAAGGUUGCCGCACGCCCGGAGGCUGCUCGAGGUCAUCUCCGUGUGUGACUGUCCCAGGGGCCGUUUCCUGGCUACCAGCUGCCAAGACUGCGGCCGGAGGAAGCUGCCUGUAGAUCGCAUUGUGGGAGGCCAAGACACCAGCUUGGGCAGGUGGCCGUGGCAAGUCAGUCUUCGCUAUGACGGAGCACACCUCUGUGGCGGGUCUCUGCUCUCCGCAGACUGGGUGCUGACAGCCGCCCACUGCUUCCCUGAGCGGAACCGGGUCCUGUCGCGAUGGCGAGUGUUUGCAGGCGCUGUGGCCCAGGCCUCACCCCACGGCCUGCAGCUGGGCGUGCAGGCAGUAGUCUACCAUGGGGGCUAUCUCCCCUUCCGAGACCCCAGCAGCGAGGAGAACAGCAAUGAUAUCGCCCUGGUCCACCUCUCCAGCCCCCUGCCCCUCACAGGUGGGGCAGCCGGCAGAAGCUGGGUGCUUUCUCGCACAGAGUACAUCCAGCCUGUAUGCCUCCCGGCUGCCGGUCAGGCCCUGGUGGAUGGCAAGCUGUGUACCGUGACAGGCUGGGGCAACACGCAGUACUACGGCCAACAGGCUGGGGUGCUCCAGGAGGCCCGAGUCCCCAUUAUCAGCAAUGAUGUCUGCAAUGGCCCCGACUUCUACGGGAACCAGAUCAAGCCCAAGAUGUUCUGUGCCGGUUACUCUGAGGGUGGCAUCGAUGCCUGCCAGGGUGACAGUGGUGGCCCCUUCGUGUGUGAGGACACCAUCUCUCGGACGCCACGUUGGCGGCUGUGUGGCAUCGUGAGCUGGGGCACCGGUUGUGCCCUGGCUCAGAAGCCAGGUGUCUACACCAAAGUCAGUGACUUCCGGGAGUGGAUCUUCCAGGCCAUACAGACUCACUCCGAAGCCAGUGGCAUGGUGACGCAGCUCUGACCUGUGGCUUCUCCUCGCUGCACACGCUUCCAGGGCCCGAGUUGACCUAGGUGAUUCCAGCCCCACAUGGUGGGAUCCACCGUGGGCCUGGGAUGGGACACUUCUCUUCCUGGGCCCAGCCCACAAGCCCAAGGAUACCCUCCCUCCAGGCUCCCUCUUCCACAGUGGCGGGCCCACUCAGCCCUGGGACCACCCAAGCCUUACCCUCCUGACCCCCAUGUAAAUAUUGUUCUGCCAUUUGGGGACCCCUGUCUAGGCCCCCUGAUGACAGGAUGUUCUUUAAAUAAUAAAGAUGGUUUUGAUUAA